UCUCUAUAUAUAUAUACAGAUACAUACUUAUCUUCAAAUUGAAAGUUAAUAUCAUGACGCUAUUUCUCUUUCUAGUUAUAAUCUUGUGUGUAGCAUGUUGCAACAUUGGUGCAAGUAGCAAAACUCUAUUAGAUGAGCAAUAUCAUUCUACUGUAUCAAAUAACAUCAUAUUGCAUCAAGUGGACAAUGAUUUUGAUUGUGUUGAUAUCUAUAAGCAACCUGCUCUUCAACAUCCCUUGCUAAAAAACCACAAAAUUCAGCUUUACCCAACUUUCGUAAAGAAUAUUGUGCGAAUUAGACAAUCAUAUAGAAAAACCGUGAAUGAAUGUCCAACGGGAAAAGUGCCUAUUUAUAAGAGGACAAGAAAACAUCAAAUUGUUACUAAUUCAUCAAAUUUACAAAUUGAAGACUUCCGACAUUAUUCUCAAAGUUCUCCUGGCUAUCAUACGGUUACCCUUGAUACAACGCAAAAUAUGACAUUUCAUGGAGCAUAUGCAUUCAUAGGUGUGUAUAAUCUAUCACUUCAACAAAAUCAAUAUAGUGCAUCUUCAAUUUGGGUUGAAAGUGGCCCAGAAAUACAACGUAAUAGCAUUCGAGUUGGAGCUGAGGUUCAUCCAAGUUUAUAUGGAGACAGUCAACUACGUAUAACUGGUUAUUGGACGGUGGAUGGUCAAAAAAACAAUGGAUGUUACAAUUAUGAUUGUUCAGGUUUUGUACAAGUCAACCAAAUGAAAAAUUGUACUCUCGGAGUUCCCAUUGAUAUCAAAACUGGCAUUGGAUCAACUAAAAAAGAAUUUAUGGGUUUCAGAAUCCAACAGGAUCGAUCUACAGGCAAUUGGUGGUUAUCGUUUGUACCUGAACCAGUUUUUAUUAUUGGAUAUUGGCCAAAACAAUUAUUCACUCAUUUAAGUACAGGCGCAUCAUUGAUUAGAUUUGGAGGUCAAACAUAUGCUCCACCUAAUAUGGAUAGUCCCCCAAUGGGUAGUGGGAGAUUGCCUAAAGAAAAAUACAAAAACUCGGGUUUCAUGGGAUCACUUCAAAUUAUUGAUUCAGAUUAUAACCAAAAUGAUGUAAAACCUAAAGAUAUGAAGCGAUAUAGUGACACUGACUCAAAUUGUUAUGAUUUGUGGUACCAUGGUGAUGAAGGACCUUUCUGGCGGCAAGCUUUUCUUUAUGGUGGACCAGGUGGAAAAUGUAGUAUAUGAUUGUAUCAAUAAGUUUAUUUAAUAAAAUGUUGAUUCACCCUUAAUAUAAA
Cicer arietinum (chickpea) is the source of this 1255-nucleotide messenger RNA. Its product is annotated as protein neprosin-like. Lineage: Eukaryota; Viridiplantae; Streptophyta; Magnoliopsida; Fabales; Fabaceae. The record is from RefSeq and is a predicted model, not a curated record.